Messenger RNA from Benincasa hispida (wax gourd), 1020 nucleotides. RefSeq names its product RNAse II-like 1 (gene RTL1). Gene Ontology annotation, molecular function: ribonuclease III activity; RNA binding. NCBI's taxonomy places the organism in Eukaryota, Viridiplantae, Streptophyta, Magnoliopsida, Cucurbitales, Cucurbitaceae. Gene Ontology annotation, biological process: siRNA processing. Gene Ontology annotation, cellular component: cytoplasm; nucleus. The record is from RefSeq and is a predicted model, not a curated record.
CUUGAGAGAUAUUUCAUAGAGAGUAGAAGAAGAGAAAAAAAAGAAGAAAAAUUCCUCGCAACCAACGAAAUAAAUUUCAAAUUUGGUCCCAAAAUCCCCAAAUUUCCGGCAUGGAAGAAGAAGAACAGAGAGUCGUUUUCUUGGAAGAGGAAGGCAGCAGCGGCGGAGGAGAGGCGGUCAACGGCGGCGAUUCGGCGGCGAGUCUGGACGGAAUCGAAGCGAUUCUGAACUACGAGUUUCGAGAUAAGAGAUUACUGGAAGAGGCUUUUACAGACGCGUCGUAUUCACCGGAAAAUUGCUCGUCGUUCGAGCGAUUAGAGUACGUAGGCGAUUCAGUGUUGAAUUUUCUGAUAACGAGAGAACAAUAUUUCUCGAAUCCGAAUCUGUCGCCGGGUUCAUUGACUCGGCUCAGAGCUGCGAAUGUGGAUACGGAAAAGCUUGCUCGAGUUGCGAUUACGCAUGGAUUUCAUCGAUAUCUUCGCCACAACAAGCCUGAUCUUCAUCCAAAAAUAGAAGAGUUUAUUAAAAGUAUAGAAGAUUAUCCAUUGCAUUCCAAUGGAAUGAUCAAAGCUCCAAAAGUUCUAGCCGACAUUGUUGAAUCAACUAUUGGAGCAGUUUUUGCUGAUAGCAACUCCAUUGAAACUGUUUGGAAGAUAUUUAAGGAUCUAAUGGAGCCAUUGAUAACAUUGAAGACUAUGAAAAAACAUCCAAUGACAGAGUUGACAGAAAUAUGUCAAAAGAGAAACCUAAAUUUGGAAUUUGUGGAUUGUUGGGAAGAAAGAAAAGAGGUUCAAGUUUUCAUAGACAAACAACUUGUAGGAAAAGGAAGCUAUCGCAAAAAGCUUAUUGCACAAAAUAGAGCUGCAAAAGAUGCUUUGAACAAUUUGGACAGAGUUCUUGGGGAAUUUAAUCAACCUUGUCAACCUAUGUGAUUUACACCCGCACAUGUCUAUACAAUAAUUAUUAGCUUUGUAGUUAGUUUUUCUUUUAUUAAUUAAUACGUCGUUUUUUUUAUUAAAA